Messenger RNA from Fibroporia radiculosa, 1422 nucleotides. RefSeq lists its product as uncharacterized. Gene Ontology annotation, biological process: peptidyl-serine dephosphorylation. The record is from RefSeq and is a predicted model, not a curated record. Gene Ontology annotation, cellular component: protein phosphatase type 2A complex; cytosol. Lineage: Eukaryota; Fungi; Basidiomycota; Agaricomycetes; Polyporales; Fibroporiaceae. Gene Ontology annotation, molecular function: protein binding; protein phosphatase regulator activity. The coding region runs from base 1 to 1422 and encodes 473 amino acids. The transcript is spliced from 7 exons.
AUGGAUCUGGACGCGUCGAGCUCAGGUGGAUGGCGCUUUGCCCAGUGCUUUGGCGACAAGGGAGACGUCGAGGACAUCACAGAAGGUCUGUCGCUUUCGCCCCCAUCCAUCUCCGCAGUCGGCUUAUCCGCUCGUCUGCCCGAUCCUCCAGCGGAUAUCAUCUCUACCGUCGAGUUCGACUCGACAGGAAACUACCUCGCGACUGGAGACAAGGGUGGCCGGGUCGUUCUCUUCGAGCGCAAUGAGAUGAAAAAAGGCUGCGAGUACAAGUUCUACACCGAGUUUCAAUCCCAUGAGCCCGAGUUCGACUAUCUAAAGUCCCUCGAGAUCGAAGAGAAGAUCAACAAGAUCAAGUGGUGCAAACGGCAGAACGCUGCGCACUUCUUGUUGUCCUCAAAUGAUAAAACGAUCAAACUAUGGAAGGUCUUCGAAAAGUCUUUGCGGGUAGUAUCGGAAUCCAAUCAUUUCGAUGGGCAACGACCUCUUCCUCCACCGACCUUGCCGCAAAACCUGAGAUUACCACGCAUGGCACAGCAAGACAACAUUAUUGCGGCUGUCCCGCGAAAGGUGUAUUCGAACGCGCACGCGUACCACAUACAUUCCAUAUCUGUCAACUCGGAUCAGGAAACAUAUCUGUCAGCAGACGACUUGCGGAUAAAUCUGUGGAAUCUCAACAUCAGUGACAGAAGUUUCAAUAUCGUCGAUAUCAAGCCGGUUAACAUGGAAGAGUUGACCGAGGUCAUUACUGCCUCUGAAUUCCAUCCAUCACACUGUAACGUCUUCAUGUAUUCGAGUUCGAAGGCAAACAUCAAGCUUGCAGACAUGCGCGAUUCGGCUCUCUGCGACCGGCAUGCUAAGAGCUUCGAGGAGGAAGAAGACCCAACAAACCGUUCAUUCUUCUCGGAGAUCAUAUCAUCGAUCUCAGAUGUCAAGUUCAGCCAUGAUGGCCGAUAUAUCCUUGCCCGCGAUUAUUUGUCACUCAAGAUUUGGGACGUCAAUAUGGAGUCCAAACCACUGAAGACUAUCUCGAUUCAUGAUCACUUACGCGGAAACUUGUGCGAUCUGUACGAAAACGAUUGCAUCUUCGAUAAAUUCGAGUGCACGUGGAGCGGAGACGACUCGCAUGUACUAACGGGUUCUUACGGCAAUUACUUCCGGAUAUACGACGUAGACACUAUGAACGACGUAGUUUUGCAAGCUGACAAGUCGGCUUUCAAGGCUAAGAAGAUGGGUGGCCCCUUGCCUGGUAACAAGAUCGGAGCCAAGAACGGUGCGCGCCCUAGUGGGUUGAGGGAGAGUAUGGCUCUGGCCAUGGAUACUGUCGAUUUCAACAAGAAGAUUCUGCACGCGAGCUGGCAUCCUAGAGAGAGCACCAUUGCGAUUGCUGCAACGAACAAUUUGUUCUUGUAUAGUGCUGCGUGA